Molecule: messenger RNA, 3176 nt
Organism: Triticum aestivum (bread wheat)
Lineage: Eukaryota; Viridiplantae; Streptophyta; Magnoliopsida; Poales; Poaceae
Exons: 6
Source: RefSeq, a predicted model, not a curated record
CUCAGAAACUGUUGGUACUACUGAUUGGCUUGUGCAUAGGUCUGGAGUACCUGGUUUACAAGUUAAGCGUCGGUUAGCGUGUUACUGUGCACUAUAUGAUUGGGUCCUAGUUACAUUGUGCUGGGGUUGGAUUCAUCAUUUAUGUACAUUUUGGUGUUACUUCUCAGAGUAUAUAACUAGGUCACAAUUUUAUUUCCUUCCCUAGCUAGAGAUUGCGAUGGGCAUGAAUGCUGAAAGUAGUGCUGGCCUAAAGCAAGGCCGUAUCUGGGUUUGGCUUCACAAUGUUUGGACUUCACUUAGGCCUCAUUUGGUUUCAUGGGAUCCGGGGGGAUCCCUGGCUUUUCCCCGGCCAGAGAAACCACGGACUAAAUUCUCCCCGGGUGAUCCACCAGCGCAUUUGGAGACCCAAGAGACAGGGGCAGCCCCGCCCUUUCCCUAGGUGAGGCUUCCACGCCUCGUGAGGUCAGGGAGAAAAUCCUCGUCGCUUGGUAUCGCGAACGAGAGGCGGCGGCGACCAGAUCAAGAACUCCUCCGCCGUCCAGCGCCCCGCCCUUCAUGGUCCAACGCUCCACCGUCCCCCGGCUCUCCUCCGGCAACUGGAAGCAGCGCACCCCCAUCUCCCUCCACCUCCACGCCCUGCACCUCUGGCGGGGGCGACGGCGACCCGAGGUCGUCACCAUCUCUCUCCGCCUUGAAGUUCCCUCACCUCCGGCAAAGACGACAACCAGGAGGUUAUCCUCCUCUUUCACCAAGGUAUCCCCUCAUCCUCCUCUUCUACCCGAGUGUUUUUCUUCUCCAUGGUGAUGCCUUCCCUGCCAUUCGCGGACACGAGAUGAGGAGCUCUGUGCAGAUCCAAAAACCUCCUCUUUGGUCUGCUUCCUUUUGUUUGCAGCUCCCCCUAGCCCCUAACAUGCUUGAUUUGUUCUCAUGGAAGAUCCCAACAAAUUAUUAUGGAAGAAAAAUUGUUGUUUCUUGCCACUAUAGACUGAAUUGAUGAUUGGUGUUUUUCUUUCUGCCAUCAAAAUGACAAGUGGGAGCAGCAAGAUUAGAUAAUCAUUUAGUUAUACUAGUAUGUAUAUUGUCAUAACUUGGAAGAAUUAGUGAUGGGUAAUCGCUACUAACCUGUGUUCUGGCGAAGUGCCAAAGUGGUAAUUACUAUGUCGUUCAGGACAUGAACAAUUGAGUGUUGAAUGCCAGCUUUGUGUAGGUUUAGUUCAGUCAGCUUCCUAUAGGUUUGUUUUUCAGCUAGCUUGCUGUUAACAUGUCAUUUGUUGGAUAUUACAUUUUUCUAUGGCAGAUUAAAAAUAUAGAACUAUCUAUGAUUACUUGGCACAUAUAUGUAGCUUCUGUAGUUUCUUGUGCACUCUGUACUACCAGCAUUUGAUAGGUUGUACUUGGUGUGAAAUUCAUUGAUGUUGAUUUACACAAGUUUCAUAUUCAUUGAUGUUAUUAGAAUAUCACUAUGUUUGUAUUUACUCUAUUCCUAGGCUCCCACCUACUUGUUCUUAGAUGGUAUUAUUAUUGCUUAGCAAUCUGUUCUGUAAUAUGUUCUAGCUAGUGUAUAUUCAUGCGCUUCUUGAAUGUAUUAUGUGUUCUAAAAUUGUUUAGAAAAAUACUAUAUGCAUCCUUUGUGCCAUAAACUGAUAAGUAUUUAAUCAUGUAUCGAAUUCUGGUGCUUUGACAUUGUAAGUGUUUUGCUUUAUCCGAAGACGUUGUGUUCAAUUGCUUGGUGCCUUUCGAUUUGUUGGUCAUUGAGAAUAUUUUACUCGGAGCAAGAAAGAAUGUUCUUAAUUCUGUUUAUGCACAACGCAAUCUAUGGCAACGCCUAGGGCAUCUAGGAACCAUGCAUAUGAGAAAGGUCUUGUUGAUAUAAUGCUUGACCACAACAAUCCCAUCUAUAGAGGUCAAAAUGGGUGGUUGGCUGAAGGGUGGACUAGCAUUACAAAUACAUUCAAUCAGAAGUUUCCACUAGCUCAUUUUACCAAGCAACAAAUCCAAGAGAAGGAGAAGGAUUUAGAAGGAAAUUACAAGGCAGUGAGAGAUUCUCGGAAAUAGAGUGGCACAUGAUGGGAUGAUACACUUUGCAUGAUCAUUGUUGAACCUGUAAUAUGGGAUAAGCUUAUUAAGGACCAUCCGAGGGUAAAGAAGUUCCGUUCGAAGCCAUUCAUGCUCUUCAAGGCAUUGGCUUCCCUGCAUGAAGUAGGAAGUGUUGCUUCAGGCGAUCUCAACUUUAUAUCAAUUCCGCGAGUGGAUUUAACAAGUGACGCAAUUUCUUCUAUGGGUUCCCCUAUGAAUGAUGUAAACCCUUUCUCCUCUACCAAUCUUGGAGCUGGUAUGUCAUCUUCUGAUUUGCAAGACCAAGGGGCAUCAAGAAGAGAUGAAGCUGAGCGUGCGACGUCAGCCAACUCUGAACAAAAGGGAGUGGAGUUGAUGAAAAAGAGGAAGCACAGCCAGGUCGCUUUGGCGCUUGAGGACUACAUAGAUUUCCGGAAGAAGCAAGAUGCAAAAUUAGAUGAAGCGUUAAAGGAAUCAAAAAAAAGCGAAGGCGCUAUGGCUUUUCAAGUGCCCAAUGAAUCGAGAGAUUUUUAUCAAUACCAAGAACCCAAGGAUUAGGCUUUUUUGGUUGAAAGAGGAGAUUGCUGCAAUUGAGAGAUCAUAAGGGAAGUAACUUGUCGUACAUCAUCAAAAGAGCCAAGCCCGGCCUUUAAGAGGGAAUGCAAUCAUGGCUAGACACAUUAUGAACUAUUUCUGUAAUUUUCCUUUUGUACCAUCCAUGUACAGUGCCAUGUAUUACCCCCUUACUAAUGAAAAUCGAGUUACAGUAGGGAUUUUCCCUAUUGUGUUUGCCCAAAAAAAGUAACUUGUCGUAGCAGGAGUGUGUGCCUAAUCUUGUUAUUAGUAUUAGGUGCAUAUGAUUAGGUCAUGUGAUUGGGUUCAUGUUAAUUUGCAAAAUACACCAUCAGAUUGCACAUUUUCAAGCAUAUUGGUUGGGUUCCUGAACAGUCUUGUGGCAAGCAAUGCAGUCUUAAUUUUAUUAUGCACAGUGCACACAUCAUAUGUUGGUUCAUACUAUAUUGUUCGAAAGUGUCCCUGCCUUGACAUGGCAACUUGAUAAUCCAGAACUUUUUAACCAUGAUCCUAGGACCGAUAUUUGAACCAUGGUGAAGGGAUGGAUA